Molecule: messenger RNA, 414 nt
Organism: Ipomoea nil (Japanese morning glory)
Lineage: Eukaryota; Viridiplantae; Streptophyta; Magnoliopsida; Solanales; Convolvulaceae
Exons: 1
Coding region: 1-414 (137 amino acids)
Source: RefSeq, a predicted model, not a curated record
AUGGCUGACGAAUCUGCUAACUCCUCCGAACAGACCGUUUCCAAUGCAACUAUCACGUCUUUCGCUAGCUCUGCUGUUACUUCGCUUUCUACUGCUCAUCACUUUAUCAGUAUUAAGCUUACCCAUAAAAAUUAUCUCAUGUCGUUCGUAGAUGGAUUUCAUCCCAGUCCGGCGCCCUUCCUCCCCGCCGUCGACGGUGCGUCGCCGGCCCCAAAUCCUGAGCAUGCCACGUGGUUUCAGCAUGAUCGGGUUCUUAUGUCUAUGUUGAUCUCUUCUCUCAGUGAAGAAGUUAUGCACCUCGCCGUUGGACGCCGUACGUCACGAGAGGUUUGGGAUUCAAUUGAACAGUCUUUGGCUUCCGUAUCUCGCGCCCUCUCAUUAAAUCUCCUUGGCCAACUCCAGUCUCUCAGCUAG